This is a messenger RNA of Taeniopygia guttata (zebra finch), 3305 nucleotides long. Lineage: Eukaryota; Metazoa; Chordata; Aves; Passeriformes; Estrildidae. The record is from RefSeq and is a predicted model, not a curated record.
GGCGGAGCUCGGGGAGCCUGGCUGGCUGCUGCAGGCGGAGGGCGGGCGGGGACAGAGCCGCCCUCGCUCCGCGCCGCUGUCUCCCGCCGCCGGCCGCCAGCAGCCCGCAGAGGGACGCGGGCUCGGGGCUCCCGCAUAAAAAAUGGCAUUUCAGAAGGCAGUGAAAGGAACUGCUCUCAUUGGAGGAGGUGCCAUAGCAACAGUUUUUGGCCUCUCUCAUUUUUCUCAGUAUAGAAACAAACACUUGCAGGAGGAGUGGAAAGACCUGACUGAAGUAAAAGCGCUGCCUGCAGAGUGUUUUCGAGCUGAGGAGCUGGGAGUGAAAGCACCAGCACUACCUCUGAGCAGCCCAUCCUCAGCACAGUGCUGGUACCAGCUCCUGGGUGCCCUGGUGCAGGUGCAGGCUGCAGAGGGUGCUCCAGCGAGGAAGGACCAUCUCCCCACGAGGGAGCAGCAGCUGCUGGCCCUGCAGAGCGGCGAGGAGUUCGACGUGCUGGUCAUCGGCGGGGGAGCCACGGGCUGCGGCUGUGCCCUGGAUGCAGCCACCAGAGGACUAAAAACAGCCCUUCUAGAAAGAGAUGAUUUCUCAUCGGGGACCAGCAGCAGGAGCACUAAAUUGAUCCAUGGUGGAGUGAGGUACCUGCAGAAGGCCAUCAUGAAGCUGGAUUUCGAGCAGUACAGGAUGGUGAAGGAGGCUCUGGAGGAGCGUGCCCACCUGCUGCAGAGCGCGCCCCACCUCUCGGCCCCGCUGCCCAUCAUGCUGCCCAUCUACAAGUGGUGGCAGUUGCCUUACUACUGGAUUGGGAUCAAGCUGUAUGACCUGGUGGCGGGCAGCCAGUGCCUGAAGAGCAGCUACGUGCUGACCAAGGCCCGGGCCCUGGAGCUGUUCCCCAUGCUGCGCCGGGACAAGCUGGUGGGAGCCAUUGUCUACUACGACGGCCAGCACAACGACGCCCGCAUGAACCUGGCCAUCGCCCUGACCGCCGCCCGCUACGGCGCGGCCACCGCCAACUACACCGAGGUGCUGCGGCUGCUCAAGGGCCCCGAGAGCGGCCGCGUCUGCGGCGUGCGCUGCAGGGACGUGCUCACCGGCAAGGAGUUCGAUGUCAGAGCCAAGUGUGUUAUCAAUGCCACGGGACCUUUCACAGACUCGGUCCGCAAAAUGGAUGAUCAGGAGGUGCCCAACAUCUGCCAGCCCAGCGCCGGCGUGCACAUCGUGAUGCCCGGGUACUACAGCCCUGACAACAUGGGGCUGCUGGACCCGGCCACCAGCGACGGCAGAGUGAUCUUCUUCCUGCCCUGGGAGAAGAUGACGAUCGCGGGGACCACGGACAGCCCCACGGACGUCACCUCCCACCCCAUCCCCACGGAGGAGGACAUCAACUUCAUCCUGAGCGAAGUGCGCGACUACCUGGGCCCCGAGGUGGAAGUGAGAAGAGGAGAUGUGCUGGCAGCCUGGAGCGGCAUCCGGCCCCUGGUCACCAACCCCGACUCCAAGGACACGCAGUCCUUGUCCCGGAACCACGUCGUGACCAUCAGCGACAGCGGCCUCGUCACCAUUGCAGGUGGGAAGUGGACAACCUACCGUGCCAUGGCCCGGGACACCAUCGACGCGGCCGUGCGCGAGCACAAGCUGCAGGCAGGCUCCUGCAGAACCAUGGGGCUGCAGCUGGAGGGGGCCCAGGACUGGAGCCCCACGCUCUACAUCCGACUGGUGCAGGACUACGGGCUGGAGAGCGAGGUGGCUCAGCACCUGGCUUCCACCUACGGGGACAAGGCUUUUGAGGUGGCCAAAAUAGCCCAGGUGACGGGGAAGAGGUGGCCUAUUGUUGGGAAACGUCUGGUAUCUGAAUUUCCUUACAUUGAAGCUGAGGUGGUGUACGGCGUGAGGGAGUACGCGCGCACGGCCGUGGACAUCAUCUCCCGGCGCACCCGCCUGGCCUUCCUCAACGUGCAGGCUGCCGAGGAGGCCCUGCCCCGCAUCGUGGACAUCAUGGGCAAGGAGCUCAGCUGGUGCGAGCAGAAGAAGAAGGAAGAGCUUGAAACCGCUAAAACAUUCCUGUACUACGAGAUGGGCUACAAGGUGAAAACAGAUCAGUUAACAGAUCAGUCUGAAAUCAGCCUGGUGCCUUCAGAUAUCGAGAGGUACAAGAAGCGCUUCCGCAUGUUUGACAAGGACAAGAAGGGCUUCAUCACCAUCCUGGACGUGCAGCGUGUGCUGCAGAGCAUCAGUGUGCAGAUGGACGAGAACACCCUCCACGAGAUCCUCAACGAGGUGGAUCUCAACAAAAACGGGCAGGUGGAGCUGAACGAGUUCCUGCAGCUGAUGAGUGCCAUCCAGAAGGGCCGCGUGUCGGGCAGCCGGCUGGCCGUGCUGAUGAAGAGGGCCGAGGAGAACCUGCGCCGCCAGGCCAUCCCCGUGGACCGCAGCGGCGGCGGGCUCUGAGCCGGGCACUGCCCAGAGACUGCCCGGUGUCCUGUGCCGCGGUUCCUGCUGCCCUGAGACUGCCCCGAGACUGCCCAGUGUCCUGUGCCGCGGUUCCUGCUGCCCAGAGACUGCCCCGAGACUGCCCAGUGUCCUGUGCCGCGGUUCCUGCUGCCCAGAGACUGCCCGGUGUCCUGUGCCGCGGUUCCUGCUGCCCCGAGACUGCCCUGAGACUGCCCGGUGUCCUGUGCCACAGUUCCUGCUGCCCAGAGACUGCCCGGUGUCCUGUGCCACGGUUCCUGCUGCCCCGAGACUGCCCUGAGACUGCCCGGUGUCCUGUGCCACAGUUCCUGCUGCCCAGAGACUGCCCGGUGUCCUGUGCCGCGGAUCCUGCUGCCCAGAGACUGCCCGGUGUCCUGUGCCGCGGAUCCUGCUGCCCAGAGACUGCCCAGAGACUGCCCGGUGUCCUGUGCCAUGGAUCCCUGCUGCCCACUGUCCUGGCACACCGGGUAAGGGCUGCAGGGCGCUGGGCACGCUGCCCGGGCACCACCUUCACCCUGCGAGCUCACAGGGAUCCUAAACCUCUGCCAACACGACAUCCCCGAGCUGCUGCUGCCUCCCCAGCGAGCAGCCAGAGAGGGAAAGCUGUGUUCUGCAGUGGGGACACCGUCCCAAAGAGCACGUCCUGGGGUGAGCUGCUGCUCUGCCCUGAGCCCGCUGUGCCUGCUAGCUGUGCCCUGGUACUGCCAGCACUUGGCCUCUCGGAAAUUCCAGCUGGAAAACAGACACCUGCACUAAUCACCCGAGGUAAUAACGUCGCUGAAAGCUGGGCACAGCUUCCCUUCUCCCCUGUUAACACAAAUAAACUGCCUCUAAUAAA